Messenger RNA from Crotalus tigris (Tiger rattlesnake), 3172 nucleotides. RefSeq lists its product as uncharacterized. The record is from RefSeq and is a predicted model, not a curated record. NCBI's taxonomy places the organism in Eukaryota, Metazoa, Chordata, Lepidosauria, Squamata, Viperidae. Bases 1469 to 2149 code for a protein of 226 amino acids. The transcript is spliced from 4 exons.
UUGUAUACUGUGAAAACAAAAUAAGAAUAAUAUAUUGGGAUUCUAAUUUUAAUUUUAUGUCAGAUCAGGGGCAGGGAAGUCAAAGAUCACAUUCACCUCAGCUACAUACAGUUGAUCUUGGGCCACAGGUUAUGAGGAUCUGUUUCCCACUGGAAGAAAUAUAUGCUAUAAUGGGAUAAAGUAAGUAACUUUAAAGGCAGCAUUAUUCCUUUGAUAAAAUACUGUAUUUCUGUCAAGUCCAGUCUAAGAAUGACAUAGAACAAUCCAUCCAAGGAUCAGUUCUCUAUUUGCUUACAUCCAAUAGGCAGAAUCUUGCCAGACUAAACCUUUGAUACUCUCACUCCAACAGAUAUGUCCUGGGAAAUUCUAAAAAAUGGCUAUCCUAAUUCUCUUCUUCUGUUUUCUAUCCACGUCUGGAUGGUGUUGCCUCUUGUUUCACUCCCUCCUUAGAAUGUGAUUCUUCCUAGUAGUUUCCUAGGAAACUACUUCACUGUAAUCCAUCACAACACCUCCCCCUUUGUAGGUACCAUCCCUUACAUCUUGACUAGAAUUAAAACAAAAAACAAAAACACCAGAAUCAGAGUUGUGGAGAAAACUCUUUAAGAAAUCAAGUUAGACAAUUACAAUGGCUUCUGUGGCAUUUCAAAGACUAUCAAAUAAAUUUUAUUUGAUUUCAUGGAAUGAAAACUGCUAAAAUGUUAUUAGCCUAUAAGAUACCACAUUUUUUGCCUCCCUAACUGCCACGUGUAGAAAAUCUCUUCUCAGAAUCAGAUCCAAAAGUGCUUGGCUAAGAGAUUUCUGAUAGAGCAGAAUGGACUUACCGAUGGAGAGCAGGAUAAGGCAUUUGAUGAACUGCAUUGCUCAAGUAAGCAUCCAAAGAAGGGCUGCAAUAUAUGUAUACCAGGUGGGUGGUAACUGUUGAUAGUAAGCCAUCAAAAAAACAUUGGUGGCAUGUGAUUCACCUCUUUGGUUGACACAGUGGUGCGGAUUCCGCUGCCUGCAUUUCACCACCUCCUGUUUGACUUGGUUCUUCACGUCUUUAGAACAGGACUGCAGGAUAUUUUCAGUUACUAGGUUAGUUGGGGGGGGGUGUCACAGUUCUUGAUUUUUGGCCCCCUUGCUUUACAAGGUGAUUUUACAUACAAUUAUAGCAUUAUCUGAGCAGAAUAAUAUUACUCAGUAAUAUGAACAUUAGUGUGGGUGGAGAGGGGCUUGGAUUUCCUCAUUGCAUAGCAACAUGUCUUCCUAAAACCCUGCCUGCUCUCUUUUAAAAAAGGGGGAAAGUUAGCUAUCAGACACAGAUCUAAAGUUUUUCCAGUUGAGAAUGUUUUCCUUGCCUCUCUUAAUCUUCCUUCUCUUUCUCUAAGGAGUGACAGGCACUCUAAAGAUGUUGCUGUGCAUGGACUGAGUUUUAGAUCAAACUGUUGAAAAUUAACUGAAGAGGCUGGAAGCUGAAGAGAAGUCUAAGAUGUUUGCCCAUUGUGCUGGGAUUCUUCUACUUGUCUUGCAUGCAGCUGAUUCACAGGGUAAUGAAGUAAAAACAAUUGAGGUCCCUUUUGGAGGAACGGUAAAUAUCAGCUGUGAAAUUUCAGAUGAGGCUUUACCAUGGGAUGUGACCUGGUACAAGGAAGGACAAAACAAAAACCUUUGCAAGAUUGAUCAGGAUGACAAGAACUUGAAAGGAGAGCAAAAGUAUAAUCUGAUUAUCAACAAUGCACAAAGGAAUGUCUCUGGUAUUUAUAUCUGUGUUGUAAAUCAGGAACCCAGCAUACUACUCAUGCACAGGACAAGAGUGAUAAUCACAGAAACUUUGAAGCCAAAUCUUUCCAUCCUUGUUCCAUCCAUCUUGCCGGAUGGACCUCUGAAGCAUGAUAUUCCUCUGCUCUGUACCCUUUUCAAUGUUAACCCUAAUUCAAAUACUGUCAUUUGGAAUAUUAAUGAAAAAAAUUAUCAAGAUAAAAUGGAUGUUGACAUGAUAGAUGGGCAAGGAGCUUUCGGUAUUUUGAGCUUGAAACUGAUUCCCCCGGAGGACUGGCAGCCAGAAAUGUCGUAUAGUUGCUCAGACCCAGGAAACAUGACCAUGCUGCAAUCUUCACAACAGGAAGUGUCCUCAAAUAGGAAGCAUCACAGAUCAAAGAAGCAGAACUAAGUGGGAGAAGGUUAAAUGUGGCUUAAAGGGUUUGAGAGUUUUGCAUAAUAAAUAGAAAAUGGAAAGACUCACAAAGAAGAAAGUGAAUUUAAAGGCUCAACAUGAAGAACAGAAGUGCUUAUGUUAAUAUCCAACCUUUACUUCUAAUAUGUCCCUAUGAUUUAUAGUCCACAAGUGUAUAUUAAAGACUCAACUGCAUUUUCCAUAAUUCCAUGAGAAGAAAAGGCACUGGCUUUACUGUAAAGUAGUUUGAGCUUUAUCUUAGCAAUUAUCUACAUGUUGGGGUGCCUGCCAGUUUUUAUACUAUUCAAAUGUUCAAAUAUUUCUCCUUUAUUAUAUCCAGCAAUAGAGCGAUGUGGUGGCCUAGAGGUGGAGUUCUCACCUCACAAUCAGCAAGCUAUGAGUUCAGUCCUAGGUAGCUAUAGAUAUUUCUCUCUUUGGGCUCAAUGAGUAAUUGUCUGCUGGGAACUCCGCACAGGAAGGGCUCUGUUCAGUUGCCCCAACUCUACCCCAAUGCAAGGGAUUACAAGGUCAUUAAAAGAAAAAAAAGUAUCCAGCAAUAAUACUGUACUUAGGCACAUUAUAAAAUUAGUAACAUGGCUACUGUGAACACUUCCUCUAUGCCACUCAAAUUAGUUGUCAUAAAGAUCUUUAUUUAUUUAUUUAUUUAUUUAUUUACAAAUAUUUAUAUGCCGCCCAAUCCCAAAGGACUCUUCAUUUUAUCUUAGCAAAAUCCUUAGGAGUAGCUGUAUCUAGCCUUUCUAGGUCUUUUGCUAGAAAUACAAAAAUUCAAAAGAAGUUCAUUCCAGAUCAGAUCAUGCAGCUUGUCAAUUGUUAUUUUCUCUCUCUCUCAUAUUUCUGGGUCUGUAGAUGAAUGUUCUGUUUUCUGCUUGCAAGUCUAUCAUUUCCCCAGCUAUCCUAAUACGGCACCUAUUUUUUAAAAGUAAGUCCCUCACCUAUAUUUUGAAGUCAUAAAUCUUAAUAGUUGUGAACCAUGCCUGAAGAUCCAUCCUUUUGCCAAGA